This is a messenger RNA of Anguilla rostrata (American eel), 2856 nucleotides long. Its product is annotated as acidic leucine-rich nuclear phosphoprotein 32 family member E-like. Lineage: Eukaryota; Metazoa; Chordata; Actinopteri; Anguilliformes; Anguillidae. Gene Ontology annotation, molecular function: phosphatase inhibitor activity; histone binding. Gene Ontology annotation, cellular component: nucleus. Gene Ontology annotation, biological process: regulation of apoptotic process. The transcript has 7 exons. Bases 133 to 897 code for a protein of 254 amino acids. The record is from RefSeq and is a predicted model, not a curated record.
AGGCUCAGUUAACGAGUAGCAGCCAUUGAUGAAAGCCGAGGUAUAGGGCUGGGCACUGGAGUUUCGGCAAUUUUUUUAAUUUACAUUUUUUUUCUCGUUUGAAACUUUUGUAUUUAUUUAUACCUUUUAGAAAUGGAGAUGAAGAAGAGAAUCAGUUUAGAGUUGAGGAACAGGACUCCAGUUGAGGUGGCCGAGUUGGUGGUAGACAACUGUCGCUCGAGCGAUGGAGAGGUGGAGGGCCUGACAGACGACUUCAAGGAGCUGGAGUUUCUCAGUAUGGUCAACGUGGGCCUGACUUCCCUGGCCAAGCUGCCCUCUCUGCCAAAGCUGCGCAAGUUGGAGCUCAGUGACAACAACAUCUCAGGAGGUCUGGAGACGCUGUCGGAGAAGUGUCCCAACCUGACAUACCUGAACCUGAGCGGCAACAAGAUCAAGGAGCUCAGCACAGUGGAAGCGCUGCAAAACCUGAAAAACCUGAAGAGUCUGGACUUGUUCAACUGCGAGAUCACCACUCUGGAGGAGUACCGGGAGAGCAUCUUCGAGCUGCUGCCUCAGGUCACCUACCUGGAUGGCUUUGACCAGGAGGACAACGAGGCGCCGGACUCUGAGGCUGAUGGUGAUGACGAAGAUGAUGAUGAUGAUGAUGAGGAAGGAGCAGGCCCCACAGGAGACUGUGAAGAUGACGACGAAGAUGAUGACGACGAUGAGGGCUCGGAGGGUGGUGAUGAGGUUGGGCUGUCUUACCUCAUGAAGGAGGGGAUCCAGGAUGAAGAGGAUGAUGAUGACUACGUAGAGGAGGAAGAGGACGAAGAUGAAGAUGGGGCUGCAGCCCAUGGAGAGAAGCGAAAACGAGACCCCGAAGAUGAGGGAGAGGAUGACGACGAAGACGACGACUAGCCCUGCCCGAACCCAAACACGGGAUCCAGAACUAAGCUGUAGAACAACGGGGGGAAAGUGUGAUUUUCAGAUUCAGUUCUUUGUUAUACCAUAGAUAUCACUGUAGAAGCUGUGUUUCUUUUUAUAUAUAAAUGUAUAUUACACAAGAAAGGAAAGGUUUUAACAAUUCAUUUGUAAUCAUUCCAAGUUUUUUUUUUCCCCCCGCUAUUGUCUUGUUAAUGAGGGGUGCGAGGGGAAUGGGUGUAGCGUUCAUUAAAAUCUGUGAGCCAAGGGCUAGUUGCCUGCAGACGGCUAAAUUGGGUUCACUUGAAAUCAGACGUGCACGAUCAGUUAAGAACUGUAUGCCUUGUUCCAAAUUUGCGUCUUGCGCCGCUCACAUAAUGGUGGCUAUGGUGUUGUCAUCUUGUUGUUAGCUAUCUGUGUGACUUUCCUAAAACCUUAGUAAUCUAGAGUAAAACUUCUGCUUCUACUUGUCUGGGUUCUACUAAGGUUGGUGUGAAUGCAGUGUCUGCCAACAAAACAGGCCAGAUAUUAUUUGAUAAGUGCAGCAACAUUUGACUAGUGAAAUGCUGACCUUGGAACAUACCCAGAAAUUUGCCUGAAACUGGUUACCCUGUGCUGUUUUGUGGGGUUGCGAUUUCCCAGUGCUUUUGUAUAGGAUAGGACUUUUAUCUUAGUGUGUCCCUUCAUGAACCUCAUAUAUUAGUCCAACCACAGUUGAAGAGUCCUCAUGAGUUAUCAUUGGUGUGUGUGUGGCAUUAUAGGGAGGUACUGGAAAGUAAUUUUUAUUUUAUUUUAUUCUAAUGCUAGUGUUGGUCCUGGAGACACAAUGGGUACAUUUACACGGACACAUAUUCCUAUAUUCCGAAUAAGACGAUAUCCCGAAUAAGUGUAAACAACAUAUUCUGAUGAAAGGCCUUAUUUUGAAUAUGGCAUAUUUUGAUUAAGAUGUGGCAUAUGGCGAUAUUAUUCGGGUUAUUGGAGCACUAUUGGUCAUGUAUAUUUUUUUGAAUAUCCAUUUCUAUCGGGGUGUUUUCACAACAGUUUGCAACACAUACGGCCUGAGGGUGUUGUUUACGGUCAGCCCUGCUGUUACUAGGCUACCCAUGGUUUUUUAAUAUGAGCCAACCCGCUUGUAGUUUGCAGGGUGCACGGAUGGAAGGCCCUGCAAAAAACGAAACAACAUUUUUCGAUGGCGGGAAAAUUUUCUACUUAAAAAUGUUUUUUAAAGGUAAACAAAAGAAUAAGGGAUGUAACGUUACAUGACCAUUUUACAUUUGAUCAAACUGCACGGCUACAGGUAAACAGGAAUAUUGAAAACAUUUGUUUAUCAGUAACCGUGUAAACCGCUUAUUUGGAAUAUUGUUUUAUUCAGAAUAAUGGCAAUAACCAGAAUAGUGUGUGCAUGUAAAUGUAGUCAGUGUUGCAUGGGGUUUAAGGUCAAUGAAAACCUUGAGAUAAUGACCUGAACAUGUUCAUUCCAACCAUUUGUCUCCAUUCAAAAGCUCAGGUGGACCAGAUUUAAGGGUCUUGCAGAUCUCCAGGGGCCUAACCGGUCAUCUCACCAUGUCUGAAAUCAUGUACCAUUCACUUCUGUCAAGCUGUGGACAAAAACGAGCUUUUCCAUUUUUUUAAAAAGUAUUUUACUGAGCAAGAAGUUUAAUCAUGUUUGUAUUGCAAUAUGUAUAUAGUAUCUGUUCCAACUCUUUGUAUCUCCUGCGUAGAUGGUGUUUUUGUUUUUUUUGGUUUUUUUUUGUUUGUUUUUUUGGGGGGAAGGGGAUCAUAUUUGGUCCUUUUUUUAAAUGUAUACAAAGCACAGGUCAGGAGGUAAAGAUUCAAGUCCAUGACACAAUAGUUUUUAUUUUCUGUCCUCUGCUGUUGUGACAGUUCUGUGUUUGGUGUUUGUGUGCAGUAAACUUCUAGAGUGUUUUUAAAAUAAAAAGGAAAGUUGUUUAAAAA